AUGAUUCGUUCGCGCUUGGCAGACCUUGUUUUGAGUCUUCUGUUGUACCAUGUACACUUUGCCACAGCACAGAGAUGGCGUCAGACAUUCUCCACGCCUGCUGCAAACGGCGUUGCUCAGACUUGCUGGCAGCCGGAUGCCGGUUCCCCUUGCGUUCCACCCGUCCAGACGAGCAAAUCGUUCUUCCUCGAAUACAAUUGUUACUACAUGGAGAACAUCUGUCAAAAUGCGCGUCUGUGGCUCGCCGGUCACAUGGUCGCUAAUCAAGUUCGAACCGAAUUUGCCUACGAUUACAAGGGUUCUCGAAGAGACAAUCGCAGAGACGAGUCGUGUCCGCGCACUUGGAUCAACAAUGGCAGAUGCCCAGAGAGGGGUAUGCCUGGCCAGGCAAGAUCAUAUCGCUGGAACAGAGUGACCAGCACUGGUGAAUUUUGGCCGACCGUGGAUCUUGCACCGGGGUCCAACAAUCUUAUCGCUGACGACGCGACCGGUAGACCAUCUGAGAUGAUCUAUUCCUGCGAUGAGUUUCCCCCGGCGACUUGGAUCCAGGGCGGAUUGGGGGCGAACACGCGUUGCGCAGCGUUUCGAUGCGACGGAACCCCUUACUCUUCAGAGCAACAAUUUCAGGCAAUCUCUCAUGGAGUCUUGCGAAGCUUCAUGCAAGGCCGAGUCCCUAGAUUCGACAUCAACACUGAAGUCGUGAUAUUCUUCUUCCGCAUGACAAAUGCGAACAACGAAAUUCCCGUAAGCAUCGGCUAUACAGACGGUCUCAAUCCAGGCGAGGAGAUCGCUAGUCCAUUCACUGGUCCAUCGAAAAAGCGCGGCAUUGAAGGCGCGGAGAGUAUCUGGAACGGAAACCUUACAUUUGACCAAUGGAUCGACUGGGGAAACUCCGUUACCAUGGACGAAUUGCGUCAGAAUCACGGAUUGAUUGAGCAUCACAUACUGGUCAACGACACUAAAAAUGAUCCAAACUUCAUGCUGCGUCGUGAACUCGGAAAUGAUAUCUUCGGUCGAUGGACGUCUGAAUUUGAUGAUGCGAGGACGUUCGAUGCGAAGAUCGAUUUCAUCGGGCAAAAUAUCUCUUUCUUCGCAGAGCAGCAAGCCAACCAUGUUGUCCCAAGCCAAAAUUCACGAAGGCAUCAGAUUAUCGAACACCCCGUUGAAAAGUUGCUCUCGUCGAUACAUGGGCGGGAGAGUACAUCAACACCACUUUUGCUCAACGUCACCGAGUCCGCUCUUCAAAGGGCCGUGCGAAUCGUGGAGCAGGCCAUUUCCGAUGCCACUCGACUCAACGCAGCUCGUUUCGAGAAUGUAGCCCGGAACAAAUACGGGCUCGCGCCUGGGACAGUAAUUGGAGCGUCCGGCGGCGUCAAACGCCGAAAGCGAAAUGGUCCUAAGGGCGUACGAGAUGACCAAGACAGCUUGUCCUUACCCCCUCCUCCUCCACUGCUCGACGUCACAGCAGACCUUGCAGCUGCAGCCGCUUUGGUCGCCGAGGCAGACGCCGCUGGCAUCACUGGACUGAAUGUAUCCAGGAGCUUGCACUAG
Messenger RNA from Dissoconium aciculare CBS 342.82, 1551 nucleotides. RefSeq lists its product as uncharacterized. NCBI's taxonomy places the organism in Eukaryota, Fungi, Ascomycota, Dothideomycetes, Mycosphaerellales, Dissoconiaceae. The transcript has a single exon. The coding region runs from base 1 to 1551 and encodes 516 amino acids. The record is from RefSeq and is a predicted model, not a curated record.